GGUUACAAGCAUUCUUCCAAAUCUCGUUCUCUGUGUUCAUUGGAAUAAUUACAUUUAUACAGGUUUGGAAUAAACUGGAGGGGUGAGUAAAUAAGGACAGAAUUUUCAUUUUUGGAUGAACCUUUCCUUUAAGGGACCAUCCCAGCCACAGAAAGGUACUUUAACAAAUACAAUAACAAUUUGCUAUCAGAGCUAAUACUUUAUUAAGUGUUUUAAAAGCAUCGUAUCAUAUGCAUUUGACGUCAUUUAAUUUUGUCAGUAAAUUUACAUUUGGAGGAAGAACUAAUGAUUUAAAAAUAAUUGAACAGAAUAUCAGAACAAACAGAGCAUUGGCAGCUAAAAUGAAGGUAUUAGGUAAAAUGUACAGUGACUGACAUAUCCUUUUUACAAGCCUUAAGAUAUGAAGGGGACCAAAUUAACAAAUGCUGAUGGCGAGAGUAAAAGAGUGACAGUAGUGUUUAGUUUCUCAAUUACUCUCUUUAACUCUCUGUUCCAAAUGAGGACACACCAACCAGAACCAAAAUACUUUGAUAUUUACAGACGCAAAUAAAAAAUAAUAAAAAAUCAACACCAAACACGUCUGUUAAAUUUGCUUUUGAAAUGGGCACAAAACCACUAGCCCCAUUCCGGCAAAUAUUUGCAGAGCUAAUUUGGAAGACUUGGGUCUGUUUCCUUUCCCUGGUUUAAAGAGAACGUGAACAGACUUUGAGUUCAUGGAUAUAUCUGUUCUUAAGGUGCUGACCGCUGGCUACAUCCACACAGCCAUCACUUGUGUGGUGGAACGUCUUCUCUCAGUUCUGGAGAAAACACUGACUCUUUACCAGCUUCAUCUGCAAUUAGAACAGUUGAAGCCCUCAUACAUUAACUCAGACCACCACACACUGGAGCUCUAUCUGUUCAUAGAUGACACACGAUGAGAGCUGUUGAGUAAUUGAUGGGCAUGGACCCGAUAUAUCAGGCAAUUAUAAAUAUUUAAGUUUUAAAUUGAAAAGAGCCGCUUUGGUCAAUAGCAGGAUUUUGGGUCUUUUGUUGAGCUUUUAAAAUGUUAUUCGUAGACGCAGACUGUAACGCAUUUACAUAAGCCACAUUGUUACACCUGUCAACGAAACUGAAAGGCCUCAACAUACAAACAACUUGGGAAUCAGAAGUAAAACAUUAAAAUCAGUUCGCCAAUCCAAUGCGUUUCCUUAAGCGUAUUAAUAUGAUGAAGAGAGAGGAGGGGAGGGCAACACGCGCUCACGUUUGUUUGAGGAGUAGCCAGGCUCCUUCUCUCGCGCGCUAUUUGUGGAUCUAUGAAUGGGAGCGCCUGAGUCCACAGUUCGUUCCUGAGAUUUGUGUUUGCCCAGUCAGGCGCUGUGAAGCUAAAGAGAGCCGGUGGGUAUACGACGCACCCAAUGUGACCCGUGGGGAGGAGUGGCAGGCAGGGAUCGAGAGGGGCAAAAAACUGGCAGGGUGCGGUCUUAUUUACGCCGGCAACUCAGAUCACUUUAAUUCCCGAUUCAAGUGGAAGACUUUCGCAAAGGGAGCUCAUUCAAAGACAGCAGCAGUCUCACUGACAGUUGUCCUAGAUUGCGUCGGAGUCCCACCGUAUCUCUCUUUCUCUCCUAGAAACUGUUAGAUAAAUAAAUGGACUUGCCUGCUCAUUCUCAUUUCGGUGUUUUUCUCGAGAGACCGACGUUUCGCAUUGUGUGGGCACUGAACACUUGGUAUCACUGGAUCUUUUCGCCAUCUCUCCGUGACAGCCUCUGCGUAAAGCGACUUAACUUUUACGCACUGACGAUGACGAGGAUAAGGGCGAUAAAGAAGUAGACAUUUCGUCCUCCACCCCCCAUCUUUUACCCCGUGGGGGGGAAUAAGGACCUACUGGGGGGUAGUCUCGUAUUCAUCGGCGAGCUGUGCCACCGUACCACUCCGUGUGAGUUCCCGGCGCGUUGGGGUGGAAUGCGUCUCCCCGUGGUGUUUGGGUUCCUCAUCGGCUGCGCCCUGAUUUUCGCACCUGUUAACGAGGGCUGUGGGCCGGGGAGGGGAUAUGGGAAAAGGCGGCCUCCGCAGAAACUGACACCCCUUAAUUACAAGCAGUUUAGUCCGCAAGUCGCCGAAAAGACACUGGGAGCAAGCGGGAGACACGAGGGCAAGAUAACCAGGAACUCAGAGCGCUUUAAAGAGCUGACGCCGAACUACAAUCCCGACAUCAUCUUCAAAGAUGAGGAGAACACAGGUGCGGAUCGACUCAUGACGCAGCGCUGUAAAGAUAAGCUGAACGCUCUGGCUAUCUCUGUGAUGAACAUGUGGCCCGGCGUGAAGCUCAGAGUGACUGAGGGCUGGGAUGAAGACGGUAAUCACUUUGAAGAUUCACUGCACUACGAGGGAAGAGCUGUCGAUAUCACCACCUCGGAUCGCAACCGUAAUAAAUACGGCAUGUUGGCACGUCUAGCGGUGGAGGCCGGUUUUGAUUGGGUCUACUAUGAGUCCAAAGCUCACAUCCACUGCAGUGUGAAAUCAGAUCACUCUGUGGCUGCUAAAACCGGAGGUUGUUUUCCUGCAUCGGCGUAUGUCACGGUUGAGGGCGGUACCUUGAAGACCAUGGAUAGCUUACAACCUGGAGAGAAAGUUCUCGCAUCUUCAGAGAGCGACGGCACCGGACCGCUCCUCUACAGCGAAGUCAUCACCUUCCUGGACCGAGAUCAUACCGUACAGAAGCGGUUCUACAGCAUCCAAACAGACUCCGGUGCCACACUUAGCUUGACCGCAGCCCAUCUCCUUUUUGUGUCCGUGGGGAACUGCUCAGGGCCUGUUGUGAGCGGAGCGCUGCGAUCCGUAUACGCCAGUGACGUGCGGCCAGGUCAAUGUGUGGUGUCCACACGAGAACAGCAGGGAUACCUGUCCCGGGUCACUAAGAUCCAGAUCCAGGAGGACAGGGGCGUUUUUGCUCCGCUUACCCGCCACGGUACAGUGGUGGUCAAUGGCAUCGUUUCCUCCUGCUACGCAGCCGUGGACCAGCAAAGGCUUGCACAUUGGGCGUUUGGCCCACUCAGGGUACUUUAUAACUGGGGCGGGCCAGUUGGACAUCAGGCUGUGGGGAUACAUUGGUAUUCCUCACUGCUGCACUGGGUUGGGACUCAUGUGCUGGACCCAACACAUUUUCACCCCUGGAGCAUGACAGACAAUGACAGAUGAAUGCGAGGAGGAAAUGAGAAAUUAAGAGAAGCGUUUGAUAAAUAAAUGGGGAGGAAUUGAACGAAUUCGGAUGAAUUGUCUAGAAGUAGGAACGGGAAAAGAAGAGACAAGGUUAAAUGAUGCAGAAAGGAAGUUAAUGGAGAGAGGGAAGCAGGGGAGAAGGUUUGAAAAACAGAAUCGUUCAUGAGCAAAAUGGACUCUGUCAAGAGACUUAAAAGCAUGCAAUGAUUCUGUGUGUCGACUCUCGUUUGAGAAAGUGGAAAAUGAACUGAUUCCUUUAGCUCAUUUGUAAAGAAAUAUUUAACACUUGUUUAAAUGGGUUUUCUAUACUGCCUACACUGGAAAAUUCUCACAUAUACAGACUCGCACACGCUUACUCAUAUACAGUAUGUCCGUCUGUAUCUCUUCUACAUGUUCACUAAACAUAUCAUUAUAAUCAUUAAAAACAGGUUAACUAAAAACGCUCAUACUCAGGUAAGAAGUGAACCACCGGAACCACUUAUCAGGGCAACCCCACCUGAUAAGGUUGAGGUUUGAGAUGGAAGGCAGGAAGACCUUUUCAAAAAGAAAUGAGAUUGGAAGGUACACAAACACACCCACAGAAACUUCACAGCUAUAGAGAGAGCAUGGGCAAAACAUCAGGAAAAUGUCUAAUACUGCAUAGAAUCCUGCUGUGCUUUCAGGUCAUAACCGUUUUGUUUGCAUUUUUAUGGUCAGUUACGUUUUUCACUGAAGAGACAAAUGUCUUUCCCAUCUUAAUCAGCUAUUUAAUGGUCACACUUUACACUGUAUUUCUCCAUCUAGCAUACAUAAGGGUUUGAGUACACUUUUAUGAAGGUUUAUUAGAAACAUUACGUUAACUCAGUACAAUGUGUAACAAUGUUAUAUGUAUUAGAGUUUAUGCCAGUUUAUGUAGGCCUUAUGUGUGCUUUAUGCAGUAAUACUCAAUUUCCCAUACAAUUUACUGUAUUUAUCUGUUUUGUGGCAUUAUUUACAUUUUACUUAAAGAUGUCAGAAAUUAUAUAAUAUUUGUAAAACUAUUUAAAGAUCUAUUUUUCAGAAUUAAAGAUUAUGGAAAUA
This is a messenger RNA of Triplophysa dalaica, 4257 nucleotides long. RefSeq names its product Indian hedgehog signaling molecule a (gene ihha). Gene Ontology annotation, biological process: cell-cell signaling; cell fate specification; multicellular organism development. The transcript is spliced from 3 exons. The record is from RefSeq and is a predicted model, not a curated record. Gene Ontology annotation, molecular function: calcium ion binding; patched binding. NCBI's taxonomy places the organism in Eukaryota, Metazoa, Chordata, Actinopteri, Cypriniformes, Nemacheilidae. The coding region runs from base 1942 to 3177 and encodes 411 amino acids.